UAAGAAUAAGAUAUUAAAUUUGGGAUUUUUGGUCCUUAGAAUUUUGGGGAAAGUGGAAAUGGGUAGGGCCUUUGUGUAUGUAAUAUUGGGAGGAGGAGUUGCUGCUGGUUAUGCAGCUCAUGAAUUUGUUAAACGAGGUGUCUCUCAUGGCGAACUAUGCAUCAUCUCUGAAGAACCUGUUGCUCCUUAUGAACGACCUGCAUUAAGCAAGGGUUAUUUACUACCAGAAGAUCCUGCACGUCUGCCUGCUUUUCAUUGUUGUGUUGGUUCAAAUGAGGAAAGGUUGACACCGAAGUGGUACAAGGAAAACGGCAUUGAGCUGGUCCUUGGAACUCGUGUAAAAUCAGCUGAUGUGAGAAGGAAGACAUUGUUGACCGCAACCGGUGAAACCAUAACCUACAAGAUUCUCAUAGUGGCAACUGGUGCUCGGGCUUUGAAGCUUGAAGAGUUUGGAGUGAGUGGCUCAGAUGCUGAGAGUGUAUGUUAUUUACGGGAUUUGGCUGAUGCAAACAGGCUGGUUAAUGUGAUGCAAUCUAGCGGUGGUGGCAAUGCUGUUGUAAUUGGUGGUGGCUACAUAGGAAUGGAAUGUGCUGCUUCUUUGGUGAUCGGCAAAAUAAAUGUCACCAUGGUCUUUCCAGAAGCACACUGUAUGGCCCGCCUAUUUACUCCUAAAAUUGCAAGUUUCUACGAAGAAUUUUACCGGUCAAAAGGAGUUAAGUUUGUGAAAGGCACGGUCUUGACAUCAUUUGAUUUCGACUCCAAUGAUAAGAUGACUGCGGUGAAUUUGAGAGAUGGAACCAAGCUACCUGCUGACAUGGUCAUCGUAGGCAUUGGAAUUCGACCAAAUACCAGCCUCUUUGAAGGGCAACUUACUCUUGAGAAAGGAGGGAUAAAAGUCAAUGGCCAAAUGCAGUCAAGCAACAGCUCAGUCUAUGCUGUUGGGGAUGUUGCAACUUUUCCUGUCAAAAUUUUCGGUGAGACGCGGAGACUUGAACACGUUGAUUCUGCAAGGAAGUCAGCAAGGCAUGCAGUUGCUGCAAUCAUGGAACCAGAGAAAACAACAGAGUUUGACUACUUGCCAUUCUUCUACUCCAGAGUCUUCACACUCUCUUGGCAGUUCUAUGGUGACAGUACUGGUGAUGUAGUCCAUUUUGGGGAUUUCUUGGGGAAUAGCUUUGGUGCAUAUUGGGUGAACAAAGGUCACGUCGUUGGGUCUUUUCUAGAGGGUGGAACCAAAGAGGAGUAUGAGGCUAUUGCAAAGAUCACAAGGCUCAAACCAGCAAUUGAGGACUUGUCUGAUCUCGAAACGCAGGGUUUAGGAUUUGCAUUGACAUUGAGUGAUAAACCAGAGCCAUCGGAGGCUGUUGUUGUCAGCAGUAGUUCGGGUUCCACUUUUGUAACAGAGAAACCUUUACAUGUUUGGCAUGCAACAGCUGGAGUCAUUUUGGCUGCUUCAAUUGCUGCCUUUGCAUACUGGUAUGGUAGGAGGCGUAGAAGGUGGUAAAUGUCUUGUUCCCCACGGAAGAUUUUUACACGUCGAUUCCUGCUGUGUUGUAUGAUUUUAGCUUAGAGAAUUUGAAAUACUUGGCCUGUAAAUGGCUUCAAUUUUACAAACAUGUAUUCUGUCUUUACAGUAUAUAUCAAUACACAUUAUCCUCAAUCCCUCAG
This is a messenger RNA of Solanum lycopersicum (tomato), 1668 nucleotides long. RefSeq names its product Monodehydroascorbate reductase (NADH)-like protein. Gene Ontology annotation, cellular component: cytoplasm. Gene Ontology annotation, molecular function: flavin adenine dinucleotide binding; oxidoreductase activity, acting on NAD(P)H. The record is from RefSeq and is marked inferred. Lineage: Eukaryota; Viridiplantae; Streptophyta; Magnoliopsida; Solanales; Solanaceae.